This is a messenger RNA of Diachasma alloeum, 2754 nucleotides long. RefSeq names its product jerky protein homolog-like. Gene Ontology annotation, cellular component: nucleus. Lineage: Eukaryota; Metazoa; Arthropoda; Insecta; Hymenoptera; Braconidae. Gene Ontology annotation, molecular function: DNA binding. The transcript is spliced from 2 exons. The coding region runs from base 47 to 1879 and encodes 610 amino acids. The record is from RefSeq and is a predicted model, not a curated record.
AGCCCGCAGUCUCGUUGAGUUUCGCUCCGUGAAACCUAACCGCAACAUGUCCGACUCCGACAUACCUCCCUCAUCAUCUCCACCCCCUUCCCCUGAAUCCCCAAAGCCAUCACCUCCCGCGAAAAAGCGUCGAAAAAAUUCAGUGGAGGUUCACGUGCACGACAAACUGAAAGCCCUGCAAAAGAUGAAGCAGGGCUGCCCUCGCCACAUAAUCGCGAAGGAGUUCGGUGUCCAUUUGUCGACAGUCAACGGUUGGAUAAAGAACGAGAAGGCCCUGGAGAAAUGGGCGUCUGAGCACAACGGAGUGAUGCCAACGGCGGUUAAAAGACUAAAAAAGCCAGUGCACGAGUUGAUAGACAGAGCCAUGUGGCUGUGGCACAGAGAGCGAAGUGCAGCAGGAUGCACCUUCACAGGAUCUAGCGCCCAGAUUCAGGCGCUUCUCUUCCGCAAUCAGCUGGGAAUUGCGCAGAAGUUCGCAGCGAGUCAGGGAUGGCUGUCAAAAUGGCAGAGGCGUUACGGCGUGAAGUUUACGACGCAGAACGCCACAACUAGCGCCACAUCGAGCGCCGAUCGCCCAUUGGCGGACGAGACGAUUGCGGACAAGUAUAGAGCCAAGUUCGCUGGGAUGAUCGAGGCGGAGGGACUGAUGCCGGGUCAGGUGUUCUUCUGCGAUAUGAUUGGCUUGAACUAUCGGCAACUGCCGGAGCUCGUGAUGAAUGUGAAAUGGGCCCCUGAGGGCCAUCCGCAGAAGCAGCUGAAGGAGAGGAUCACCCUGAUGGCCUGCAGCAAUGCCUCGGGCACCUGCAAGUUUCCUCUGGUGAUUGUGGGCAAGUUCCCCAAGCCGAGGGCUAUUAAGGACAUCAUGAAACUUCCUGUUUGCUACAGGAAUCAGAUGAGCUCCUACGUCACUGGGGGAAUCUUCAGAGAUUGGUUCAACCAGGAGUUUUGCCCCACUGUUAAGGAGUUCUUGGUCUCCAGGGGCAUCCCUCCCAAGGCUGUUUUGUUCAUGGAUAAUUGGCUCUCGUUGCCUCAGGAGAUGAAGAGCCAGGAGGUCAGGGUGGAGUUCCUACCUCCUGAUACUACGGCCAUGCUGCAAACUUUUGAUCAGGGCUGGAUGAGGAAUCUUAAGGUGUCCUAUCGACAGCAGCUUAUGAAGUUUAUUAUGGGGAGUGUUAAUGCUGGGGGUUCUUUGGAUGAGGCUAUGAAGAAUCUUACCAUCAAGGAGGUCAUCUUCUGGGCUUCUAACAGCUGGAGUCAACUGUCCAAUGAGACGAUUCUCAAGUCUUGGAAACCGCUCUGGCCCCAAAUUUCAGGCGCUAAUCCUCCCCAACAUCACGUAGACCUCGACGAGAAUGCACAGGAAGUCCAAGUGAAAGUAGAAGAAUGUGAGACAGCGGACAGCUCCACUGGGCUGUUCCACCAGAAUGAAAUAGCCCUGAUGCGUGAAUUCUGCGAGACACUGAACAGAACGAACGCGUACCGAAGCAUCAGCGUCGUCGACAUUGAGAAUUGGCUGCACCCAGCAACGAAGCUCACCGAGGACGAGUGCCUGGACGAGAACGAGAUCGUGCAAAUUAUCAUGGAGGAGAACGAGGCGAAUCAGCAGAUUGAGACUGCAGCAGUCGAUCCCCUCGGGGAGACAAAAACGACCCUCGCAGAGGCGCAAGCCAGUCUGAAGAAAGUCAUUGAAUACUGCUCGUCAAAUUCACAUUACUCGAGGGAGCAGCGAUUGUCACUGAUCGCCAUUCGUGACAUCAUGAAGACUGAGAAAAACAUCCUAGCUCCUGUGGCUUCUGCCCCAGUACCUGAACCUCUGCCAUUUGAUUUUGUUGCUAUCGCCGAUGACGAGGACUGUGAAUUCACAAUGUAUGAGAGGUAAUCAAGCGAUAUUUAUCAACGAUGAAGAAUGGCUUUGGUUCCUAUAAUUUUUGAGGGGCGAAAAUCGAGAAAUUAGAGACGAAGCGAAAAUAAUUGAGGAUUUUUAGGAAAAAAAUGAGAUGGGGAGGUGGAACCUGCCUCAUUCCACUGUAAAUAGUAUUAUUCAAUAGUUUGUAAGAUCAUGGACAAGUUUUAUUCAUUAAAUCGACGAUUUUGUACAGUUUGAUUAAAAAUGCUAGUGUUUUUUUUUUGAAAAGCCAAAAUAGACUGAGGCACAAGCCAGCGCACUGGCAGUGCUAUGACUGCUGUCAGUGCAUGAACCUCCACCGUUUUUUUUUUCGAUUUUGCUAUUGGCGAGGAUGAGGGCUGUGAAUUCAACGUGUAUAAAUGUAACCCUUGAAUAAUGGUUUCUGUUCUCAUAAUCGUUGAGGAGAGAGAAUUGAGAAAUUAAAAAUGAAGAGAAAGAAAUGUAAGAGCAUUAUGAAAAUGUUGAGAUGUGAAGGUGGAAAGUGUCUCAUUCUACAAUAAAAUAGUAUUAUCAAAUAGCUUGUAAGAUCAUAGACAAGUUUCAAUCAUUAAAUGAAAUGAUUUUCUACUGUUUGAUUGAAUUGAGGUGUUUUAUUUAUAAUCCGGUCUAAUUUCCCAAUUACAAUGUCAAUAAUGCGACGAAAAUCGCCUGAUGACGUAAUGGCGUUUGACGAAUAGGAAAUGUCCGUAAAAUACUAUUUUACGGAUAACGCGCUGAAAAAAGAAUUAGAGACGUUAGAAUUUUUUAACAUCUGUCAUCAAACUUCAUUCAUUUUUGAUGAUUGAGCCAUUACGUAAUGCACUCCAAAAGCAUUCCAAAACUAAAGCUCUUUUUCGUGAGUCUUUGGG